AUGGUUAAUCAAUUGCGACCCAAUGGAUUGUUGAGCCCGUCGAGGGGACAGCCACGCGGCCGUGGAUUUUCAGAGGACCCUUUGCAGCAGCAGCUGUUCAGGCCCCAGCUGAACAGUUCGCUACCUCGAGUUUACAAGCCGUCAGAAUUACCUCCGGAAGACCUUUUAGUUCUCCUUCCAGGAAACGCGUACUGUAAGGUCUCAGACGUAUACGUGCAAGAUCGCAACCGAGUCCCUUCGGACACAGAGAAGGUGUAUGCGGUGCCACUAGCCGGGAUCAUCCGCAGAUAUUCAACUCUCGUCAAGAACUAUGAGCACCUGAAGGAACAGUGCCUGUACCUCAAGAGAGAACGGCUCCGGUCUUUUUACCAAGACUCCGCACCUGCCUAUCAAGACUCCGCACCUGACCCUGCCCAUGAAUAA
Messenger RNA from Gregarina niphandrodes, 423 nucleotides. RefSeq lists its product as hypothetical. The record is from RefSeq and is a predicted model, not a curated record. The transcript has a single exon. NCBI's taxonomy places the organism in Eukaryota, Apicomplexa, Conoidasida, Eugregarinorida, Gregarinidae. Bases 1 to 423 code for a protein of 140 amino acids.